Acanthosepion pharaonis is the source of this 1071-nucleotide messenger RNA. Lineage: Eukaryota; Metazoa; Mollusca; Cephalopoda; Sepiida; Sepiidae. The record is from the annotation of a GenBank genome assembly.
AUGAAACUACUGUUGUCUCUCCGUAUCCGCUUGUCGUCUUCCGCUUCACCUGCUACUCUCUUCCGCCUCACCUGCUAUCCUCUUCCGCCUCACCAGUUGUCGUCUUCCGCCUGUCUGCUAUCCUCUUCCGCCCUCAUGUUAUCCCCUUCCCCCUCAGCUGCUAACCUCUUCCGCCUCAGCUGCUAUCCUAUUCCGCCUCACCUAUUGUCCUCGUGCACCUCACCUGUUAUCAUCUUCCGCCUUACCUGUUAUCCACUUCCGCCUCAUCUGCUAUCCUCUUCCAACUCACCUGUUAUCCUCUCCCGCCUCAGCUUCUAUCCUCUUCAGCCGCACCUGAUAUCCUAUUACGUCUCACCAGUUGUCGUCUUCCGCCUCACUUGUUAUCUUCUUCCGCCUCAGCUGCUAUCCUCUUCCGCCGCACCUAUUGUCCUCGUGCACCUCACCUGUUAUCAUCUUCCGCCUUACCUGUUGUCCUCUUCCGUCUCAUCUGCUAUCUUCUUCCACCACACCUGUUAUGCACUUCCGCCUCAUCUGCUAUCCUCUUCCGACUCACAUGUUAUCCUCUCCCGCCUCAGCUGCUAUCCUCUUCCGCCGCACCUGAUAUCCUAUUACGUCUCACCAGUUGUCGUCUUCCGCCUCACUUGUUAUCUUCUUCCGCCUCAGCUGCUAUCCUCUUCCGCCGCACCUGAUAUCCUCUUACGUCUCACCAGUUGUCGUCUUCCGCCUCACCUGUUAUUUGUCGUCUUCUGCCUCACCUGUUAUCUUCUUCCGCCUCAGCUGCUAUCAUCUUCCGCUUCACCUGCUAUCAUUUUCCGCCUCACCUGCUAUCCUCUUCCGCCUCAGCUGUUAUCCACUUCCGCCUCAGCUGCUAUCCUCUUCAGCAUCACCUUUUGUCUUCGUGCGCCUCACCUGUUAUCCUCUUCCGCGCCACUUGCUAUUCUCUUCCGCCUCACCUAUUGUCCACGUGCGCCUCACCUGUUAUCAUAUUUCGCCCAACCUGCUAUCCUGUUCCGGCUUACCUUUUAUCCCCUUCCGCCUCAGCUGCUAACCUGUUUGAAAACUCUGCAGUAG